AUGCCUUACAUUGAAGUAAAGAUAAGACCGAUGCUGGACACUCACAAGGCAGUGGAGUAUCAUUGGCGUGUCUGGGAGUUGACCGGAAUCGUGCAGACUCCGGGCUCCAAUCGCAUCUGGAAUUUGGUGCGCGGCAUUUUGAUUAACACCCUGAUCACGCUGCUGUUUCCGCUUACGCUGGUUGCCAAUCUGUUCUUCACGAAGAAUCUGCAGCAGGUGUGCGAGAAUCUCAGCAUUACCAUCACGGAUAUUUUGGCCAAUCUCAAGUUUCUCAAUGUGUACGUGAUGCGUGACGAGUUAAAUGAAAUACGCGACUUGCUCAUGUUGUUGGACAAACGCGCCCGCGACAUUGGCGAUCUCGAUGAGCUGGAGGCGCUGCAUGACGCAGUGAAGAUAUCUCGUACCAGCUUUCGCAUAUUCGGCGGCAUCUUUAUCUUUGGCACCACCUUGAGCUGCUUUCGUGUGGCCAUCGCCACCGAGCGUGUGCUGCUUUAUCCCGCCUGGUUCUGGUUCGACUGGGAGUGCUCCAUUGUAACGUAUAUUAUUAUCCUUGUUUAUCAGUUGUUCGGCUUGACUGUGCAAGCGCUGCAGGAUUGCGCCAAUGAUUCCUAUCCGCCUGCAUAUCUCUGCAUUCUUACUGGUCACAUGCGUGCGCUGGAGUUUCGCGUGCGUCGUCUUGGCCAGCAUACGGAGAAGGAACUUAACUAUAUCGAACUAAAUGACUGCAUUGACGAUUACAUAUACAUACUGGAGCUUCAUGCUAUUAUACAAAAGAUUCUUUCUGUGCCCAGUAUGGCGCAAUUUGUCUGCUCCGCUGCCGUUCAAUGUGCUGUGGGUUUGAAUUUCCUCUACAAUGCCGAUUCGAAUGACCUUUCCGCCAUGGUGCUGUCCAUGGUUUUCUUUAUGGCUGUGACUCUGGAGGUGCUCAUCAUUUGUUACUUUGGCGAUCGUAUGCGCACCCAAAGCGAGGCGUUGCUAAAUGCCUUUUAUUUUUGCGAUUGGUUUGACCAGCUGCCGAAGUUCAAACAGAAUCUCAUCAUCUGCCUACAGCGCGCUCAGCAGCCUUCACUUAUCUACGCUGGCAACUAUAUACCGCUGACCCUGGAGUCCUUUGUAAAGAUCAUAAGGUCAACAUACUCAGUCUUUACUGUGCUGCUGCGCGCCAAGUAA
Drosophila busckii is the source of this 1170-nucleotide messenger RNA. It is a transcript of the gene Or2a, whose product is annotated as odorant receptor 2a. The record is from RefSeq and is a predicted model, not a curated record. Gene Ontology annotation, molecular function: olfactory receptor activity; odorant binding. NCBI's taxonomy places the organism in Eukaryota, Metazoa, Arthropoda, Insecta, Diptera, Drosophilidae. Bases 1 to 1170 code for a protein of 389 amino acids. Gene Ontology annotation, cellular component: plasma membrane. The transcript has a single exon. Gene Ontology annotation, biological process: sensory perception of smell; detection of chemical stimulus involved in sensory perception of smell.